CGGGGAGCUUCUUUCUGGAACUGCUCGAUCAAAAUCUCUUCAUUGCUUCUCACAUCCGUCUAUCCUUGCUAUCCUCUCACCAGCUUCCCACUCCUGUCUCGAGACAUUGCCCAUCCUUUGACCGCUUCAUGGCCUACUCAUCAUCGUCGAUUACCUGUCUCUUCUCACGUUAUUUGAACACCUGAGACCGGUCGCUGGUCUCGACAGCAUUCGCUCCAUGCAGUCGCGCAGCACGCCUUUCGUAGAAUCCUCACACCACUCCGCCCUUCCAGCAAUGUCCGGCCACGACAUGUCGCUCAACGUGCGCGUUUCCCUCCUCACCGCGCAGAUUCUCGAAUACUGGACAUCAUGCCAAUUGAAGCUGGCGAAAUCAAAGUCGAAAAAGGGCUCGGUGCCACUCGCAUACGUACCAUCAGUCUCCGGAGAUGUGCAGACAGAACCGCGGAGGUUGUCGAAGUCCACCUCGCCGAAGCGUCGCAAGUCAUCACUGCAAUCGCUCCAGUCAAGUCUGCAGGACAAGGCGGCAGCCACAUGUCUAGUGCAGAACUUCAGCGUCCUAUCCCAAAGGUGUGCAAUCUCCUACGCAUCAGCUUCCCAGGCAUGCCCGAGGCCCCAAUGGCGGCCGAGCCCAAAGGCAUCGACUGUUUCUCUUGCAACAACAAACCCAGCAUCGCCCAUCCGCUCCAUCGUGUCGUUCGACUGAACCCAGAGAACGGUGCUGACUGGCGACUAGUCACGACGCCCCUCAAUGGAUGCCUGAUGAGACGCCAGAAUGGGCAAAGCAUGGAGAAGACUCCCCGAGGUGUUCUUUCGACUCUCAUCACAGCGUGACGAGUCAAGUCGAUUUUGCGAUCGAAAAGCCCAAGGAUUAUAUCAAUCUGAGCGAUCUGAUGAGCCAUACAACGACACUUGUGAGCUCGAGCUCAUGUCGGCAUGUGGGCAGUCCUGGCUCAAGCUCGAGAGGGUCAAGCGUUUCCACGCCGUC
Cercospora beticola is the source of this 985-nucleotide messenger RNA. RefSeq lists its product as uncharacterized. NCBI's taxonomy places the organism in Eukaryota, Fungi, Ascomycota, Dothideomycetes, Mycosphaerellales, Mycosphaerellaceae. The record is from RefSeq and is a predicted model, not a curated record.